GGAGGCACAUGCAGAGUGUGAGCAUCUCUUCCUGGCAUUCCGGCUGUCAGUUGAGGAAGACAGAGAAAGUAAGGAAAAUACAAGAGUGAUACCAUCAACACACUUUUGAGAAGCAGGCACAAGUUUUGGGUAUCUCAAACCAUACGGUUCAAAGAGGUGAUUCUGUGGAAACGCUGGACUGGCACUUACUGUUGCAGAGAGCUUUCAACGUUGUCCAUCGAAGAGCAUCUGAGAGUUUAACCUUCACUAGCCGCAGGCAUGAACUUCCUCCGUCGUCGCCUCUCUGACAGCAGCUUCAUUGCCAACCUGCCCAGUGGCUACAUGUCAGACCUCCAGAGACCAGACCCACCUCCACCACCUCCUCCCACUGCCAGCACCACCAAGGCCCCUGCCUCAGGACCGACUCCUGCCCCAACAGCCCCUCCUGUGGCCAAGUCCCCCACCAUUUCCCCGGCACCUGAGCGUCGUCCGCAGCCGCCCCAGUCCACCGGGACGGGAUUCUUCAGCUCCAUCACCAACGUGGUGAAGCAAACGGCUGCCUCUGCAGGACUCGUGGAGCAAAGUGCCGCACCAAUGUCACGGAAGUUCAAGAUACUCCUGGUCAUUGACGAAACCCAACAUGAAUGGGUGAAUAUAUUUCACGGAAAGAAGGUUCAAGGAGAUUACGACAUCAAAGUUGAGCAGGCAGAGUUCUCUGAGAUCAACCUUGUGGCACAUGCUAAUGGCACAUGCAGUGUGGACAUGCAAGUCAUAAGAAAUGGAACCAAAGUGGUUCGGUCCUUCAAGCCUGACUUUGUCUUGGUCCGACAGAAUGCUUUCAGCAUGACCCAGAAUGAAGACUUCCGCAAUAUAAUCAUCGGCUUGCAGUAUGCCGGAAUCCCCAGCAUCAACUCACUGGAGUCAAUCUACAACCUGUGUGACAAACCAUGGGCUUUUGCUCAACUGAUCAGCACCUACAAGAAGUUGGGACCAGAUAAAUUCCCUCUAAUUGAUCAGACAUUCUAUUCAAACUACAGGGACAUGAUCUCAAUGCCGACAUUCCCUGUGGUGGUGAAGAUUGGACAUGCCCACUCUGGAAUAGGAAAGGUGAAAGUUGACAAUCACAGUGACUUCCAAGACAUUGCGAGUGUAGUGGCCAUCACUCAAACCUACACAACCACUGAACCUUUCAUUGAUGCUAAAUAUGACAUCAGGGUGCAGAAGAUCGGGUCUGACUACAAAGCUUAUAUGAGAACGUCCAUCUCUGGCAACUGGAAAUCAAACACUGGUUCUGCCAUGCUGGAACAAGUAGCCAUGACUGACAAAUACAAGCUGUGGGUGGACGCCUGUGCAGAUGUGUUUGGAGGUAUGGAGAUCUGUGCCAUUAAAGCCAUACAUGGAAAGGAUGGAAAGGAUUACAUCACUGAGGUGGUGGGCUCUUCAAUGCAGCUCAUUGGGGAACAUCAGGUGGAGGACCGGCAGCUGAUAUCUGCGAUUGUCCUGGCCAAGAUGAACCAAGAUAAAAGCCGCACCACACCUCGUCCCCCACAAAGACCUCCAACCACUGUACAACCUGCACAGAGCACUGCCUUAAAGGAAAGCCUCCCAGACCCCAACAAGACCCCCGGUCAACGGCCCCCUCCACAAGGGGGGGCAGUGAAACCCCAAGAACCACAACCUAAGUGUCAAGAACCUCCACCCGAGCCAGUCCCUGCCCAGGAACCUGCGGCCAAAGCAAACCCACCCCCAACUUUUCCACCCACCAAUCAGCAGCCCAAAGCCCAGGCUCAAGCAGUACCCAAACUCACUCCAGGGAAGCCAACGGAACUGCCCCUGAAACCCCAACUUCCCAAACCACUUCCCCCAAAACCUGUACCUCCAGUUCGGAGAAAUUCCAAGCCUCAGAUCCAACCAAAGCCCCAAACCCCACCCCCAACUAAGGCCCAUCCAAAAUCCCAAUCUGACAACACAGAUCAGAAUCCUGGUCAAACCCAGGUAGAUCCGGUCCUUGCAAAAGAGCAAUCCCUAGCCAAGUUUCCUGUCAAGCCCUCAUCACCAACUAAACCUCAGCUCCAGCCUAAGCCUGUGCUCAAAGAGCAAUCAAAACAUGAAGCCCGAGCUCAGAUCGCUGCCCCCUCUGAAGUAUCCUCUGCCCUUUCUAGAGCAGCUCCUACCCCUGCUCCUACACAAGCCCAGGCCCAUGCUGCCCCAGUGAAACCCACCCCAGCCCAGCCUCCUGUAGAGGAACAACCUGCACCACAGCAGAAGUCAGCCCAUCCUCUUCUGAAUAAAUCCCAGUCCUUGACCAACGCAUUCAAUGCCUUUGGCGAAACCUUCCGUUCCAGCAAUGAGGAUGAAGCCAAGGCGGAGACCAUCCGAAAUUUGCGAAAGUCUUUUGCAAGCCUAUUCUCUGACUAAUGACACACUACUGCCCAAAGGGUGGCCAGGGCUUGAUUGACAGAUAUGCAUCCUGGUCUGAGGUUAAUUUCAUGUAACUAUAUAUUUAACCCCUCCUCCCAACUCUGCUGUACCUAUCCAAGUGUCAGUUAAGAAGUGGAGAGUGAUGUACAAGUGAUUGUUCUCACAAGAUGUUGGUGUGUACAUUUGUGAGUCGCUCUGCCUUGAAACACUGGGAUUUGUGUGAGGGGAUGGUUCUUAAGCGAUCAGUUACAAAAGGCUGGUGUAUGCUGAAAUUUUCCAGAACCCCUCAGUAUUGUAGCCAUAUCAUGAUAGUGUGUUUUCAUGACCUACAGAAAAAUAUUUGUGACAAGUUUCCCUUGUUUAUCCCCUGUAGUGUGUGUGUGUGUGUGUAGUUGGUGUGUUGUAAGCAUUAGCCAAUAAGACAUUAGUUGAACAAUACCUUGGGAUCUUUAUAAAAGCAUUUUCCUAUACUAGUUUCCAACAAUAAUCGAUUCUUGGACUGGUCGGUUUUAAUGCAGCAGUGGCGUUUCAGUGGAUGCCUGGUGUUUUAGUGACAGAGCUUGUGUCCAGCAUUUAUCAACUUGUCAAGAUAUUCAUGUGUGCCAUGUUUAUAGUAUCUCUACAUAUUGUAUUGUAUGUUAAACAUCUCAGGGGUUAAAGCUGAAUAUAUGUUUAUUUCCAGCGUCACAUUGUUCAUAUGUUUUCUUUGUGUGCAGUGAUAUUGCAUUGCAUGACCCGGUGACGACUGUUAUUUCUGUGAAGUGUCAAUAAACAUGUGGCGCAUCAUUCCACUGAUAUACUGGCGUGCUCUGUCCUGUUCCCAUUUGCAUUCUGCUCAUUAUCUGUACAUUCGGCUGAAUCUUUGAGUGGCAACAUUUUAUGCAUGUAUCUAACUUUUUUGCAGUAUAUGUUUGUUUCUUUAUGUUGUUAGAUCCAGAGGCCCUAACCUGUAAGUACAAACACCAUUACCCAAAGAAUUGUGGG
This is a messenger RNA of Myxocyprinus asiaticus (Chinese sucker), 3384 nucleotides long. RefSeq names its product synapsin IIb (gene syn2b). Gene Ontology annotation, biological process: neurotransmitter secretion. The transcript has 13 exons. NCBI's taxonomy places the organism in Eukaryota, Metazoa, Chordata, Actinopteri, Cypriniformes, Catostomidae. Gene Ontology annotation, cellular component: synaptic vesicle membrane; synaptic vesicle. The record is from RefSeq and is a predicted model, not a curated record. Bases 259 to 2397 code for a protein of 712 amino acids. Gene Ontology annotation, molecular function: ATP binding.